GGCAGUUGCUUACACUGGGUCAUAUCUCACUAGCAAUGAUUACUUUUUGAAAUGGCACAUAAGACAUGUGACUCAAAUAUAAAGCGUUGUCACCUGACGUCAUAGCCGUUAUGUUAAUCUGCCUAUUGAAAAAAUUUUAAUGAAGUUACUUUGUUCGCUACACCAAUAUGCCUACUUCCAUGUUCGUUUUAUUCCACUUCAUUUCAGAUGAGUACAAAUAUCACACUAUUAUCAGUUGCAAUGUGGACGAGAAUGACGAGAACAGUCCUUAUAAAGCCUUGGACAGCGGUAAGGCGAAGAAAAUGUUCGUGGUGAAUCAACACGAGGGACAACCUCUUUCAUUGGAUGCCAAUGGUGACGAGGAAUUCUUCAUCGGAAAUGUGAACUACGGCCGGGGAAUGUUGACUUGGGGUCAUUACCCAGAUCUUGGAAAACCUGAAGUUGAAGAAUGGUGGGGCAAUCAGUAUCAGGAUCUGCUAGACUGGGGAUUGGACUUCGUUUGGCAAGACAUGACAACGCCCGCUAUGAAAGCAAGUAUACAUCAAAGUCCCUGUCCACUCCUUUCAUUUCCAAUGGAUCUCAUGAUAUCAGAUAAUGAAGAAACCCGUUAUGCACAGACGGUUGUGUCGGUUGGGAAGCCAUUCGCCAAGAUUCGCUGCCUGUAUAACUACAAUCUCUGCAAAGCAACGCACGUUGGACUGGACCGUAUCAACGGUGAAAAACGGAACUUCAUCAUCGCCAGAGGUGGCUUUAUUGGAGUUCACCGUCACGCGGCACUGUGGACUGGGGACAGCACAUCGAACUGGGAAUUCGUACAGAUCAACAUUCCAUUGGUGCUUACGAUUGGGCUGUCAGGGCAACCGGUGUCUGGCUGUGAUAUUGGUGGCUUCUGCUGCGAGUACAUGGGUCAGAUUGUCGAUCCCGAGUUGCUUACAAGAUGGACUAUUCAAGGAGCGUUUUUGCCUUGGUUUAGAAACCAUUACGACAACUAUUCAGAGCCAUAUCAAGAGCCGUACAAAUAUGCCGAGCCUGUGCCGACCAUUUGCCGAAAGUAUAUCGAGUUGCGAUACCGUCUAAUCCAGGUUUUCUACGAUGCAAUGUACGAGAAUACUGUGACUGGUAAACCAAUAUGUCGCCCUCUUUUCAUGGAUGAAAUCGAGCCAGGUGUAUUUAACUACGAUGCUGCUUGUGACGAUGAUCACUCGUGGGGCUGGGUUGAUGGAUACACGGCCAACCGUUUAGACGAUCAGUUCUUUGUCGGACGUAACAUCCUUGUGUGUCCUAUCGUGAACCCGGGACAAACAAAUCGUCCUGUCUAUCUACCACAAGGAAGCGUUUGGUAUCAUUUCACUGACAGCAAAGCGCCUCUUGGACCAGCGGUCUCAGGCGGUCAAGAGUUCUCAUUCUAUGCACCAUGGGAUAAGCCUGAAUGGGACAAUACAGCCAUCUACAUCCGGGAAGGGGCAAUCAUCCCCAUGCGAGAAUUGGAGCAGUAUAUCGGAGAAUUAUACUCUCAAGGAAAAGAGAACACCAUCACUUUCUACAUCUACCCGGGUAGAGACGAUCGCUACACUUUGUACUUGGACGACGAUGGUCUGUCACGUGACGCCGAGACAAAGAAGAAGUACCGCCUGACAGAAAUCAGCCACAAAGGUGUGAACAGCGGGCAACAAGUACGCGUUAAACGUGUACACGAUAAAUACAAGCCUGUUGAAACCUACUAUUACAUCGGAUUGUUGGGAACAGUUAAUCCGAAAAGCGUGAAGAUCGGGGUUUUGGCGUUGGAAAAGAAAGUCGAGGAAAAUGACAAGGCCAGCUCGAAAGCGCUUGCGGAGUCCAAGGUAGACGGUUAUUACUACAACUCGUACCUAAAGACCACUUACAUCAAGAUAUUUGAUACGAAAGUGGAUAUAACUCUGGAUAUCUUGUUCUGAUUGGAAGAACGGAACGAAAUUUUGAGGUUUUUAUGUGAUAUCUCACGCGUAUGUGUUAGUGCACUAUUAUUUUGGAUAAAUUUGGAUAAUUUCGAGAUUUUUAGUUUUAUUUCGAUUAUUCGAGAAGAAAUGUUAGACGUAGUUAUUUGUUGUUGAUUUUAAUCGAUAUUAAAAGUUCUCAGUAAAGAUGCA
Molecule: messenger RNA, 2126 nt
Organism: Xenia sp. Carnegie-2017
Lineage: Eukaryota; Metazoa; Cnidaria; Anthozoa; Malacalcyonacea; Xeniidae
Product: alpha-glucosidase 2-like
Biological process (GO): N-glycan processing; carbohydrate metabolic process
Cellular component (GO): glucosidase II complex
Molecular function (GO): alpha-glucosidase activity
Source: RefSeq, a predicted model, not a curated record